Messenger RNA from Pseudonaja textilis, 2771 nucleotides. RefSeq names its product chromatin licensing and DNA replication factor 1 (gene CDT1). The record is from RefSeq and is a predicted model, not a curated record. Gene Ontology annotation, biological process: DNA replication preinitiation complex assembly; regulation of DNA-templated DNA replication initiation; mitotic cell cycle. Gene Ontology annotation, cellular component: nucleus. NCBI's taxonomy places the organism in Eukaryota, Metazoa, Chordata, Lepidosauria, Squamata, Elapidae. Gene Ontology annotation, molecular function: DNA polymerase binding; DNA binding.
UUCGCACAUUGCCCGAGCCCGGGUGCGAGGGGGGCUCCCUCGGCAGGGGCUGCAACCGUCGCCCGAACGCCCCCCUGGCAGCGGACUGCGGCCUAAGGCCGGCCGGGGGAUCGUGACUGCCCCCCGCGGCCUCCCCGAGAAGCGAGGCCGGCCCGUCGGGAGGUCCCGGGCGGCGGCGCGGCCCCUUUAAGAGCGCAGCGCGGGAAAAGCGGGGGCGGGGCUUAGCCGGCCCGCGAAAGUGGCCACUUUGUAUCCGCAGCAGCAGCAGCAUCGGCGGGCGAGAUGGCGCAGCUCCGCCUGACCCGCUUCUUCCUGCAGAGCAAGGCCGGCCGGGAGCGGCAGCGGGGCGCCAAGCGGCGGAAAGGGGCGGCGGGGGAGCCGGACGGCGACUGGGCCGGCCCCGCUGAGCAGAAGCCGCGGCUGGGUCCGCCCGGGACUCCGCUCGCCUCCGCACCCCCGCCGGCCGGGCCGCCCAGCAGGAAGAGGCGCCGCUCGGAGCCCGAGCUGGAAGCGGAGCGGAGCCCCGUCGCCCCGCAUCGCCGCCCGCCCAAAGGGGGCGCCAGGAAGAGGCUGCUGAUGCCCCCGGAGGAGGAGGCGGCGGUCUCUGCCUGCCCCUCAUCCACAGCAGCUCUGGCGCCCGCCAGGCCCCCCUCCCUGGAUAAGGAAGCCAAGGAGCUGGUGAACGAGAUUCUCUCACCUGGCUUGAAGUUGGGGGGGACCUCCGGGACUGUGGCUGGUCCAGAGGAGAAGGAUGCACCCCAAAAGCAGCUCCUGGAGCUGAAGGGCCGUCUGGGCAAGAUCCACAGCCUGGUGCAGAAGAUCAAGGGCGGAAGUGCCAACCUGGAAUCUGGUGGCGACCUAAAGGGCCGACUGGAACGGGCCCGGCUGCUGGAAUCCCGGAUCCGCCAGAGGAAGCUCUCCCCACAAGAGGGGAGGAAGGACCCGGCACCCACAGCAGAGACCAGUGAGAAGGCGCCGGCCUAUCAGCGCUUCCACACCCUCGCCCAAGAUGUGCCCCCCGGUCUGCUCCUGCCGUACAAAUACAAGGUGCUGGCCGAGAUGUUCCGCAGCACCGACACCAUCGUGGCCAUGAUGUUCAACCGCUUGGAAGCAGUCACCUUUGCCAAGGUCAAGCAGGGCGUGCAGGAGAUGACACGCAAGCGCUUUGAAGAACGGCACUUGGGGCAGAUAAAGACGGUGUACCCAGGUUCUUACAUCCUGCGCCAAGAGAGAAACAUCCCUACCUUUGGUGGACCGGGAAAGCAGGGCGCCUACCAGCUGACGAUCGAGCCAGAGGUGGGAACAGGGGAGAAACUGACCGCAUCCCGGCUGAUGGAGCGUCGGAGCAUCUUCUGCAAGAACUUGACGGCCAGGGUCAAGGAGCACCACAAGGCGUUCCUGGCUUCUCUGGACCCUCCGAUGGCGAUAGCAGAGGAUGAGCUAACCCGCUGGCACCCUCGCUUCCCGGUAGACGAAGUGCCCGAGAUCGUGCCCGCCGAGCUGCCCCAGCCUCCCCACGUGGACAGGGUCACCACCGCGCAGGAGGUGCUGGCCAAGGCCCAAGGCAUGCUGACGCCCAAGAUGGAAAAGGCCUUGACCAACCUGGUCCUACGGACGGCAGGCAGCAGCAGCAGCCCCCCCACCCCGCAGCCUCCUCGCCCAGCUCUGCCCGGAACCCCCAACAGCCUGAGAGGCGUCUCGCAGUCCUUGGUGGAAAGGGUCAGGGCCAAGGAGGCUCAGAAGCUGCAGGCGCUGAUGACACGGAACCCUCAGCAGGAGCAGCGCCUGGCGAUGCUGGGCCGCCUGCCGGAGAUGGCGCGUAUCCUGCGCAACGUCUUUGUGGCCGAAAAGAAGCAGGCCCUCUCCAUGGAGCUGGCAUGCCAGCGGAUGACAGACAGCUACCAGGCGCUCAUGCCCACGGGAGAGAUGGAAAAACACCUCCACCUCUUCGCAGAGCUCCUGCCGGACUGGGUGCGCAUCCUGCCCAUUCGCCAAGAGAAUUACCUGAAGCUGGACAAGGCCAUGGACCUCAAUAUCGUAACCGAGAGGCUAACUGCGAGAAAGCGGGAAGAGGAGAGGCUCUGAUUUGAAGUGGGGGGGUGGGAGACGCCCAGAAAAUGGACUUCGGGGGGGGGGGGGAGCAGACGCCUGCUGCGUCUUCUACAUAGAAAGAGGGGAGUGGGCUUCCUGUCCAAUGGAAAACCCACAAGCUUUUGGGCAGCGCCAUGACGGAGGGUGGGCAUUAUUACGCAAUUCAACCGCUUUUUUAAAGGCACAAAACAUUUUUUGUCUCUUGGGCAGUUGGGAAAAGGUGUGGCUGCUUUUCCCAGGAAGGGUGGGGGGGAGGUUGGAGUCCCACAUCCUGUCCAUGAGUUGAGAGCAAGGAGGAAUACUCUGGGUUUUUUCUUUUUCUUUUAAAGAAAGGCUUGUUCUGUCUUGAAAUGUGAUUUGCAUACGAAACUUGGCAUUAAACUCCACUUACUUGAAGCUGGCCAAGCACAUCUCUGCCCCCCCCCUCCCCUCCCUAAGUGCAAACAGAAGCUCAAGGCUGCUUGCAAAACGCUCCUAAAUGGCCGGUGCCCCUUGAGCGGUUCUGCCGAGGCCCUCGGCAUGCCCGACCCCCUGAACAGCAGGCCUGUGAGGCAGAGGGCUUCAAGAAACCCCACCGGGGCCAGGUAUAAGAAGAGCAGUGCGUCUUUAAUAGCGAAUAGUUUUACAGAAGUGUUCAUUCCUUCCAGCUGACGUCUAGGGUAGAGUGAGGAGGAGCCACA